Messenger RNA from Parnassius apollo (apollo), 1170 nucleotides. The record is from the annotation of a GenBank genome assembly. Lineage: Eukaryota; Metazoa; Arthropoda; Insecta; Lepidoptera; Papilionidae.
AUGUCGGACGCGCAGCAGCUUUUGCGCUGCUUGUUGGACACUAUCGCAACCGAAAACGAUUACAAAGACUAUGAAACUAAACUUCAGUUGUUUUCCACGGGAGGAGCCAACUACACUUCUCAACUGCAUCAUAUCACGCUAUCCGCACCGGAGAAGGAUGAUCUCAAACUGUUUGCGAAAUUGGCGAUUGUCAACGAGAAUAUACGAGCUCAAGCGCGAUCUGAGAUAUUCGAAACUGAAAUGUUUUUCUACUCGGAAUUGCUCAAGCAGUUUCAAGAUAUGGAGAACCAACACAACGUCCCGAGUGAACACAGGCUUGCCACUGCAAAAUAUUACGGUUGCAAUAGAGAAUAUUUAAAAGAAAUUCUAAUACUGGAAGAUUUAUCGUCACAGGGCUUUGAUACCCUCGAUAGACUGAAGAGUUUCGAUUGGAAUUACGCCUCCAAAUCAGUCACAGAACUGUCCAAAUUACAUGCUCUAUCUAUCGCCUACAGUAAAGAACACCCUGAGGAGUUUGAUGCAUUGUACACGAAGUUCAAGCUACGCACAGUGGACAACCCCAAGAACAAGCAUAUUAUGGAGGGCAUAAUACGCAUGGCUAUGGAAGUGAUCAAAGAAGAAAACAAAGCCAAAGUACUAGCGUUCCUUCAGAAGUUUAAAAAUAAUGAAUUCAACAAAUUACUCAUGCCAUCACGUCGGCCUAUCAUUGCACAUGGAGACUUUAGGCACAGUAAUUUAAUGCACAGAACACGAGAGGACGGGCAGUUAGAAGUGGUGAUUGUGGACUACCAGACGCUUCAAAUCUCCAACCCGAUCAUUGACCUGACGUACUUUAUAUUCAGCGGAUCUGACGAGGAGUUUCGCGCUAAAUACUAUCGGCAACUCCUCGAUCAUUACUACUUAGAACUUUGCAACGCUCUUACCAGGUUGCAUAUAAACGCUAAGGAGGUGUACCCAAAGGAAGAUUUCGAAUGCGAAUUGGAAAGGAUCCAGCCAUAUGGUCUGAUGAUCAGCUUAGUGUUGCUGCCGAUGGUGACCGUUGAAGCUAAAAACGCGCCAAAAAUGGACGGCGGUAGUGACAUCAACGAUUUCGCGAUCAAACCAAACGAACUUGCAGCAACUAGAUUGAAUGGAGUCAUCAAUGACUUUGUUAGGCUAGGUGUAUUAUGA